AUUACACUCGUGGCCGUCUCAGUUUCAAUUAACUUUUUCUAUAAUGGUGCGUGUUUUCUUGUCUAGUUUUAAAGCACAGCACUGUAUAUAAAGGAAGCAAUUGAUGAAGCCGUGCAUUGCCAAUCACACAGUAAAAGGAUACAUAAGAGAGCAGAAGAAAAGAUGUCAGUGAUUGCUGCAAACUGGAAAGCUCUCAGCGGCGAGAACAACUGGAGAGGUCUUCUGGACCCAAUCGACGAUAAUCUCCGCCGCUAUCUUAUUCGCUAUGGUGAACUGACUAGAGCUCUUACAGAUUCUUUCAAUGAUGUGAGGGAAUCCAAUGCAUACGCACUAUGCCGAUAUCCACCAGAGAAAUUCGCCAAAGUUGGCCUACAAAUUGCCAAUCCAUUCGAAUACCAAGUGACUGACUACAUUUAUGCGAGAUCAGAUGUUCAAAUCUUAGGAUAUGUCACUUUUAUUGGGUUUGUUGCUGUGAGUACUGAUGAAGGGAAUCGUUUUUUAGGAAGAAGAGAUAUUCUGGUUGGCUGGAGAGGAACAGCCUUGCUCAUUGAACGGUUUGAACAUAUUACCUGGGAUCAAUUGUCCGCAUCAGACAUUUUUCCUAAUUCCGAUGCUAAUGGUUUCCACAAUAUCUACACAUCAAAAGAUCCCAACUCCGUAUACUCCAAGUCCAGUGCCAGAGAGCAGGUUCUAGCUGCGGUUAGGAGAGUCGUAGACAAGUACUAUACAGCUGAUCCAAAUGAGGCUGUGAGCAUCACUGUAAUCGGCCACAGAUUGGGCGGAUCUCUUGCAACCUUGAAUGCAAUGGACAUAGUUGCUAAUGGAUAUAACAAGCCAACUGGAUUAAAUAUCGAAUAUCCAGUCACUGCCUUCGUUUAUGCCGGUCUCCGUGUAGGAAACAAAGGCUUUCUUGAUGUAUUCUCGCGAUUAAGAAAUCUUCAUCUGCUACGUAUAAAUAAUGCUAUGGAUCCUUUGCUCCAUCUUCCUCCUGAGAAAUUAGUUUUUAUCCAUUUCUAUGAAGAUGUUGGUGUGUUGUUUAAGUUUGACACCAAGGUUUCACCAUAUAUAAAAGCGAUAAAUGUUUGGACGGGUCGCGUAAAAUAUCAUGAUUUCAAUCUUUAUCUUCAUGGAAUUGCAGGUUAUAAAGAGAAGGGUGAAGCUUUCCACUUGGUCAUCAGUCUUGAUCUUGCACUUGUGAAUAAAUAUAACGAUCUAUUAAAGGACGAUCAUAACGUGCCACCAAAAUGGUGGAGUAAUAUGAUGAAUAAAGGUAUGAUUCAGAUGAGUGAUGGAUGGAAGCUGCUUGACUAUAUGCCAGAUCCUCCAAAGGUUGAUGUUUCUGACAGUUGCCCUGAUCAGUAAUUAUUACAUUCGCAAUGAAGUGCGAAAGAUAUUGCCUACACUGGAUUGUAUAUACACUAUUCCAUAUGGACGGUGGAUCCACCUCAUGUGAGAGCGAAUGGAUAGUCAAGGAAAGUGUGGCAGCCAUUAAGACCUUUGCACUGUAUAUAUGAGAGGGAAGGUUAGCUAGGGCAUGUGUUGCUUUUGCUCGUUCGUGCUUAUCUAUGAUAUGUGAUGUUUUUAAUAAUAGAUGAGUUAACCUUUGCUUGCUCUACCUAUAAGGGGCUUAUUUGAUUCCAUCAAAUCAAAUGUAUUAGAAAAUUCGAUUCGACUUGCUUAAA
Messenger RNA from Ricinus communis (castor bean), 1682 nucleotides. RefSeq names its product phospholipase A1-IIgamma. NCBI's taxonomy places the organism in Eukaryota, Viridiplantae, Streptophyta, Magnoliopsida, Malpighiales, Euphorbiaceae. Gene Ontology annotation, biological process: lipid metabolic process. Gene Ontology annotation, molecular function: glycerophospholipid phospholipase A1 activity. The record is from RefSeq and is a predicted model, not a curated record.